GAAAGAGUAGCUGAUACUUCUGCAAAAGCUAAUGGGGAUACGAAUAAAUAAACACAACAGUUUCCCUCAUUGCAGGUAGAGAUCAGUCGAGAUGGAGAAAGGUUAUCCCGGGGAUGGUACUUCUGCCCCUCACCCAGGACCUCCCAUGGCCUAUGGGGGGAUAGCCACGGGCCAGGGCCCUCAGCCAGGCUUGUACCCCCAGCCCCAAGGCGGAUACCCUGCCUCCCCUGGUCCUCCACAACCAGGGUUCCAGCCUGGUCCCUACCAGGGAGGUCCCCAAGCAGGUGUGUACACACCUCCACCACAGUACACCUCUGGACCAGGUGGACCGGUGCCAGUCGUGACCCAGGUAAUAAUGACUCCUAGCCUGAAGGAGGUCGGAGGUUCGACCAUGUGUCCCCACUGCCAGCAGCACGUGGUCACCAAGACCGAGACCAACCCUGGCCUGCUCACCUGGCUCAUCUGUGGUGGCCUCUUCAUUGUUGGGUGCUGGCCAUGCUGCGCCAUCCCUUUCUGUGUAGACUCAUGUAAAGACGUGAAUCACACCUGUCCCAACUGCAAUAAUAACAUCUAUGUCUACAAACGCAUGUGAUAUUAAUUUGACCUGACUGUACUACCUUUAUCUGAAGGACUGGGACAUGGCACUUCAAUCAAAUCAACAUUUCUGUUAAUGUAUGAGGUUCGUAUUCACUAGGGCAUGUGAUGUUGGAAAAUGUUUUACAACGAAGAAACAAAAACGAAUUCUUAUUGGACAAGUCCAGAUAGUCCCUCCCUUUUUCAGUCCAUUUUCUUCCAUUUGGUGCCUAAUGAAUACAACCCAGGGGUAGCCAAAAGGGUUAUGUCUAUCCUAUAUAGUCCCUGAGCAGGUGGUGAGCUUCCCUCAGCUCCACAAAAUACUACAUAAUAUAUGCCAUUUAGCAGAUGCUUUUAUCCAUUUUUGUAUGAGUUGUCCUAGCGGAAAUUCAAGCCCACAAGUGCCAAGCUCCAUCAGGUCCCUGGCCAGACUUGACCCUUGAAGUGACUACCAAAGAGAAUCCUGAUACCAAAGACUGGUAGUAGCUGCGCUAUAGCUGUUUCACUGUAGUUCUGUACUCCUCUGAAGUCCAUGAAAGUAAAGGAACUUCUAAACCACUCUACUUAUUGUAAUAUUGUUACAUUGAGAUGUAUAUAUCACCAUCACUUCUUAUUGUAAUAUUGUUACAUUGAGAUGUAUAUAUCACCAUCACUUCUUAUUGUAAUAUUGUUACAUUGAGAUGUAUAUAUCACCCUCACUUCUUAUUGUAAUAUUGUUACAUUGAGAUGUAUAUAUCACCCUCACUUCUUAUUGUAAUAUUGUUACAUUGAGAUGUAUAUAUCACCCUCACUUCUUAUUGUAAUAUUGUUACAUUGAGAUGGUUUUGUUAUUACACUCUUGCAGUUGUUCCCUCACCGAUCCGUUCUCUUUUUUUCCUCUGAACGUUCUACUACUCAUUUGUCAUAAAAUACCAUUGUCAAUAAUUACAAUGGAUCUUAUGGAUCUUAUAAUUACAAGGAAUCUAAUGGAUCUUAUCUUACCUUUCCACUUCCUGUCUAGUUGCUCUGUAAAGCUCUGAUUAAAGUUGUCUGUAUUGAA
Molecule: messenger RNA, 1612 nt
Organism: Oncorhynchus masou masou (cherry salmon)
Lineage: Eukaryota; Metazoa; Chordata; Actinopteri; Salmoniformes; Salmonidae
Product: lipopolysaccharide-induced tumor necrosis factor-alpha factor homolog
Exons: 4
Coding region: 92-592 (166 amino acids)
Cellular component (GO): cytoplasmic side of late endosome membrane; nucleus; cytoplasmic side of lysosomal membrane
Molecular function (GO): zinc ion binding
Source: RefSeq, a predicted model, not a curated record